This is a messenger RNA of Anneissia japonica, 7021 nucleotides long. RefSeq names its product protein LMBR1L-like. Lineage: Eukaryota; Metazoa; Echinodermata; Crinoidea; Comatulida; Comatulidae. Bases 144 to 1718 code for a protein of 524 amino acids. Gene Ontology annotation, biological process: signal transduction. The transcript has 11 exons. The record is from RefSeq and is a predicted model, not a curated record. Gene Ontology annotation, molecular function: transmembrane signaling receptor activity.
CGUUCCAAAUCUGUGAAGUGCGAGAGAUUGUGAAAUAAAAAAACAAGUCAGAGCUCUGAGUUUCAGCUUGACAAUAAUGUGUGCCUUAGUUAAUCGAACGGUAAUUUUAAUCAAAAACCAAACAUAGUCUUCUUUCCAAUAUCAUGGCAGGAGCAGAAGAACGGGAUUGGAACCCAAGCGAACAAGUUUUCCAUGAUGCUGUUCGAGAGAAUCUGAUUGAUUUCCUGUUCUUUGCAUUUCUAUAUAUGGUGUCAUAUGCAAUAAUCUACAAAUUCAAGAGACAGCCAGAUAAAGAAGAUUAUUUUUCAUAUGACGUUGAAGAUGCCAUGGUGUAUAAGGUUUCCCUUUGGAUCUGUGUAUUCACUUUAGCUGUGUCAUUUGGAGCAGUCCUACUACUUCCAUUUACCAUCGCCAGCAAUGAGGUACUCCUGCGUUACCCUAACAACUACUACAUGCGCUGGCUCAAUGAUGCAUUGGUUCACGGUCUUUGGAACUUAAUAUUCCUAUUCUCAAACUUUGCCUUGUUCGUGUUGAUUCCUUUUGCUUAUUUAUUCACGGAGUCUGAAGGUUUUUCAGGUUCUAAAAAGGGCAUCAUUUCCCGGCUGUACGAGACAAUUAUCAUGUUGUUCCUCUUUGCGUUGUUGGUCUUCGGACUUGCAUGGGUUGCCACAGCAUUGUUUGAUGGAGAUAAAAAAAGCAGGAAGUCUUUCACAAGUGUUUGGAACUACUAUCUUCCUUUUCUCUACUCCUGUAUAUCCAUACUGGGUGUACUGAUGUUGCUGAUUUCCGCACCUCUGGGAUUUACGAGAAUGUUUUCGGUAAUUGGAGCAAUAGUGGUGAAACCAUUCUUCAUUGAGGAUGUUGAAGAGAAACUAUACGCCGCACAAUUUGAGGAAGAUGAUGUGCAAAGAAAGCUCAAAGGUAGUCAAGGGCCCUCUUCGUUUGAUGGUGUCGGUUGCACGGAAUUUAAUCACACAAAUGGAAAUCAUACUGUAAACAUGAACCAGGAGGAGCUGCAGGAGACACUAGUAAAAUUGACACGCAAGAGAAAAAAUCUGGAGAGGCGAGUCCAGUCAUCAGCAUGGCAACGUAACCUUGGUUACCCGUUGUUAUGGAUUCUGCUGUUCAUUUUGACGAUUAUUUCCUUGUCCAUGGUUUGCUGGAAUGUCUUCCUGAUGGUGUUCGGUCUUGACACACUCCCAGUGAACAUACGUGAAGCAGGGCUCGGCAAGGUUUCCUUUUCCAAGCUGGGAAUAUUUGGAUCUCUUCUUGAGGUUAUUCUAAUACUAUAUUUAAUGUUAGCAUCAGUGGUAGGAUUUUACAGCGUUCCAUGGCUACAUUCUCUUGUCCCUAAACACAAGGAAACACCCAUGACCAAAGUUAUAGUCAAUUGCAUUGUCUUAUUGAUCCUAAGCUCUGCGCUGCCUGUUGUUUCCAGGAGUCUUGGUAUCACAAACUUUGAUCUUCUUGGUGCAUUCGGAGAAUUUGAUUGGUUGGAUAACUUCUACUUCAUUAUCGUAUAUAAUGGUCUGUUUGCAAUUGGAACCUCUUUAUGUUUGGUGAACCGCUUCACUGCAUCCGUACGUAGUUACAUAUUCCAGAAGGUUCUCCAGUACAUGUACAAAGUGCGGAAAUCACGAGCGACCAGUUGGAUCCCAAAGCCUCCAAAACUUUUAAUGUCCAAUGGCAGAUUACCACAUAUUGCUAAAGGUGAAUAAAUUGGACCGAUGAUGAGAAAGUAUAUUUGGCAAUAAUCAGUGUGCGAAUGAUAGAUAUAGACAGAGUAUAUAUCCUAAAUGGGGGAUACACUUGAUGUACAUCCAAAUAGUCUGCAGAAAUUCACUGGUAAAGUUGGUGAUCAUGUUUGAAAUAUUCUUCAUAAGGAAACUAACCCUAGCAUGUUGAAUUCUAGAGAUGCCUUGUUAGCAGGGUGAUAGUUGAGUUAAUGGUGGUUCCAUAAACCUACUGUCAAAGUGAGUGGUCGCUAGUUAAUUGGAUCACUGCCAGUUAGAAUAAUUGCCUUUGUUAUAAUAUAUUUGUGUUUUUGUGUCUGAGGAAUACUUGUGUGCUACCUAAACUUUUUGCCUGGUUUCCUUAAUUAACAGGCACUUACUGCUGUGUCAAAAAGUCUCUAAACAUGAGAUGCUCAGCAUCCAGUAUAGUUUAAUCUACACUUCAGUAUGUAAAACAAUUACUAUUUAGCACAUAAUUUUUGUAAUUUAUGCAAGAAUUCCCCAAAUACCCUAAUCACCUUGUAUAUAAUGAUCAUUCCAGCAAUGCCAUUGGCCAACAGAAAACCUCACAAUCAUUACUAUGAUGCGAUUGGCCAAUGAAAAAAAAAUUUACAAAUAUUACUGUCAUGUCAUUGGCCAAUAAUAUCUUUGGCAACACAUUAGCACUAUAUGUUGUCACAUGUACCAAUGUAAAUAAAAACACCAAAUUGUAAUGUGCAUUUCCAUGAUGCACAUUGUAUAUAAUUUUCAAGAAACAAUGAUGAACUUAUUAGACACAUAGGCAAAGCAUGGUGAAACUAUGAGAAGACGGACAUGAGGUUUUGUUGACUAUAUACUUGUACAAUUUUCAGCUCAUUUUUUUGUUUUGUUGUGAAAAACAUUUGCAUCAAAUGCCUGUCCAUACAACCAAAAGCAAACCAUAUGCAACAAAGUAUGUAUUUCUAAAAAAAAAAAAAUGAAUGUCAUUGAUGUCAAAGUAUUUUGGAGAAUAUUUUUAAAGUUGUCCUAAAUUGCAUAUUGCUUGUGAAAUCUGUGUUUGAAAUUGUUGUUGAUGAAGUAGAAGUCUAGUAAAAAUGCUGCCACCAAUGUUUGCAUAUUGAAAUACUGUAUGUCAUAUUAAAGUUGGAUUUAUAAAAGAAUGUGGAAAUCCAUGCAUUAUGACCAAACCAAAGGAGGAUUUGAACUUCUUGUGAAACAAUAAUAUAUGUGUUGAUAAAAAACAAAAUUAUUGACUUACGAAAAAAUAUAAUUACAAUAGUCAAAUAUAAUAACCUAUUAGAUUUUCAUAAGUAGAUAUAUGUGCUAUUAAUAAAAUCAUCCCAAGCGCUAAGAACAUAAUAAUUGAAAUGAAUAGCAGUACUGUAAUAUAGUGUAUAGCAUGUAUUCUGUCUGCCUCCCUCUUGACAUUUAAAGAAGUUUAGUCUCUUUAUACCAGCAUGUUAAAAAAAUAUAAACUCAUUCUGGUUGUAUAAUACAGUAGUAAUUUUCCAUUUCAAGUUCUCCACUAAAGCGUAAACAUUCAAUAGAUAUAUGGUAGUUUACUUUUCCUUUUUUUAAUAAGAUUAUAGUUAACUUGGAUAUAAAGUAUUCUUAAAAAAGAUCAUAGAAAACAUGGGAAAAGUGCAAUUUCAAAACAUGUUAUUAACGCAUGUACUCAAGUAUUUUCAUUUGUGAUGUAAAAUUGAUAAUGCGUGAUGUACGAGAUAGAAUUUAAAAAAUAGUGCUAAACAAAGCCCACAUUUCUUGAUUAAUCAUGGUUCACUUUAAAUGCUUACUGCUACAAAUGUUACAUAUUGCAGUCAGUCACUUCUGUAUAUGUACUGAAUGCAAACAGAUCUAUUUGUUGAGAAACUGCAUACUAAUUGUUAAGUAACAUCAAGAGAAAAAUGUAAUUAAUAAAUUAAAGUUAUCGGUCAAUGAUACAUGGAGCUAAACAUAUUAAUUUCAGACCAUUUAAUGUGAAAUUCCUUAAACUUAUUACCAGCCAAUUUAAGGAUCUAUGUAAAGGUUUUUGGAACAGUAUUAUUUUAUGCUUAAUUUAAUUGGCAGGGAAAAUGUUUUUUCAUUCUGGAUUUUUCAAUGGAUUGGAAAGUAUUUCAUUAAAAUUUUUUCAGCUUGAAACUGGUGUUAUAUUUUUAGGAUAUUUUGGUUAAAAUAUUGUUUUUGCUAUUAUACACCACAGGGGGGGAACAUGGGGCCCCGACAGCAAUUUUCUUACGACCCACAAAAAUAAAUUUAUAACAGUGUGCAGCUCAGCUACCAUCUUUUACUUAAAAAACCCCCCUUAAUAUGGCCCAAUGCCAAUCAUCUGAUUUUAUUUACAUACUCUCUGUUGUAUAAACAUUUCAUUAAAAAAAUUUUUGAUUAAUGUACAUCAGAUAUUGAAUUUUCUAAAAUAUCAUUUUUAUUAUGUUAGUUUAUGUAAUUAUAUUUUUGUGCUUUAGUUAUAAUUUUCUUGUUCACAUGAACUUUAUUUUUAAAUUGUCUUCCACUGAUUUUAUAGAAUAUACCUUCCAAAUCUUAGAUCGUACUUAACAAGUGGAUGCCAGUUUGAAUGAAACCAGUUCGAUCCAUUACAUGUGGACAAAAACUUCAAGCAUUUACCAGUUGUGCAAAUGCUAACUUCAGGAAAAUUUUUGUUGUAGUCCUCCAGCUAAAUGUACACUGGAAAAAUAUAAAGAUUCUGUGGUUAAACUGUUUGCUCAAGAGUGCCAUUAGGGAGUUUUUGCAAGGUUAAGAAAACAAUAACAAAUACGGUGACGUCAUCAAAGUUUUGGACAAUCCUUCCCCCACAGUAGCACAUCUGUCACAGCGUAUGCGAUUCAAGCCCUGUGCAUGAAUCAAGGGUCGUAUUCAGUACAUACAGCGUAAUCAUCAAGAAUGUUUUAAGCACAAAUGAUGAUAAUGAUUAUUGUUAUUCGUUAUCGUAAGGUUGUGAAAUCGCCCUAAUGUACCAGUUGAUAUCACCUGGUUUUGUCCACAAAAAUAAUUCUGUUUUCACUCUGGCACUCACUCAAACUGGCAUUCGCUCAUUUUAACCUGUUAUCUGUAGGCCUAAAGUUUAAUUUUAGUAUGCAUUUUUGUUUCCAAUCAUUUAAUUAGCAUAUAUGGGCUGAGUUACAAACAUACUCAUUGUUUAUAAUUUAUCAUUUACUUAUUCUUCUCAGGCCAUCUCUCAUAAUGUUAAUAAUAACUAAAUUAGUACUAUUGAUAUUACAGGUAUUUAUAAUUUACUAUUGCAUAAAAAUGUUAAGUUUUCUUAUUUGAAAUAUUGUUUUUUGUUUUGUUUUGAAAGUGAUUGUAAUGAUAUAAUUUAUAUUCAGUUUUUAAGUAUGUAUCUAGGCAGACAGACAUCCACAUACCAUUUGGCUGUUAACCAAAUAUCUUAUAAACAAGAUAGCGCUCUCCACCAUUUUACGCAUAACAGAAUAGAAGCGUUGAUGUUCAGUAAAAAGAAGCAUAAAAAGUAAUUAAAUUUUAGAGAGGACAUCUUAGUUGUUACAGUGUUUGCAUGCAGAAAUUGCAAGAUGCACUAUCUUUAGUUAACGAUGUCAAAGUUGAAAAGUAAUUGUUUUUGCAAGAGGGCACCCUACAUUGCGUUGUUACAGAAUUUGCAUGCAGAAUCGCAGAGAACGCUAUCUUGUUAUUAUAAGAUCUUUGCUAUUAACUAAAGAAACUUCAUGGCAAGGUAUACAGAAUUCAAACAUUGUAAAAAUAUCCAUAUGUUAUUUGAUUUUUGUUUACUGUAGUGUAAACUAACAGACAAAAAUUUGUUUACAAAAAAUCUAAAUCUAAAGGACAAUCCUUCAAAUCUAGAAGUUUAACUCUAUUCAUUUACCUUUAACACACGAUCAUUUAUAAUAAUAAUUUCACUUGUUUUUGUAAUACUCCCCUGCAUCAAUGCAAUCAUGUUUAUUGCCACAAUAAACACACUCUGGCCCUACAACUCAUCAUCCAACCUAAGGGAUGCUGUAAAAUGAUACACAUGGAGAUCUUAGUAUACAAUGUCUAAAUAUUCACAUUACAAAAGUCAGUUUUUAUGCAGUAUUAUAUUUAUGUCUAUUUUACUUUAAUAAUUAAGUUCUUUGUUGUGACAUUAUACCACUGAGGGAGCUCAAUGAAACUUGGCAGUAUUUUUGUUUAUGUAGGUUAGUAGUUUAACUAUAUAUAAUUAUUAUUUAUGAAAUAUUAUAAAAUAUGUGCAUGAUUUAGUUUGUUUAUUUUAGUUAUACAGUUUGAUAUAUAACAAGAAAACUUUACCCUAUAGUUUAGGUCUUCCAUAAAAAAGCUCACCCUUGAUCUUCAAGAUUCUGGGUUACAUUGGGCCUUUACAUCUUAUACAGUGUUCAUAAAUUGCCUGCAAGUUGUGAUAGGAUCCCAGUCUUUCCAUCCAAUAAACAUACAAGAGAUUUGCUGCACAAGGGACCAAUGGCUUAAACAUCUCUUCCAAGAGAAUACUGUAGUAACUUGUAUUUCAAUCCUCCAGCAGAAACUGGGAAGUAAAGGUGGAAUAGCCCCAAGGAUUUCCAUGGUUCAGCGCACACACUGACUGGAUUUGUUACUGUACUUUUUUGUGUGAAAGUUUUGCACUAGAUUUAAUUAAUAAAUAUGAAAUGAGCACCUUUAUUGAAAUAUGCAUUUUUAAAAUAAGUAUAAUACUUUUUAUAACACCCAACUGAUUAUUUUCUGCAAAAUUUCUUAAUAAUAUUGCAAAUUUAUAUAAUUUAUAUAGAAACAAAAAAGAAGCACAUAUUUGUUUUAUAACUUUGUUUUGGUGGUUUUGUUAUAUUGUUAAAAAUGAUUGAAAAGUUAAAUUUUUGAGAAUAUCUAAAAUGAAGCUGAAAGUGAAAAGUUUAAUUUUUAAGCCUUUUUGGAUUAAUUUUCAUUUUAUAUUUUUUCUUUGUAAAUAGUAUUAUUGUAAAUGUUAAGGUUCAUUUGUUAUAUAAAGUAUAUUUGUGUAUAUUCCAUUGUCAUGAUUUUGCAAUAUGAUUUCAAUAAAACAAUUAAUAUUCAAAUCUGUUAUAUGAAAAUCUUCAAAUAUGUUAGUGUUAUAGUGCUCUUUGUUUUAUGUAUAAAUAUUUUCUUUUGCUGCCCAUAACAAAUAUUGUAUAUGGAGGCCUCAGUGUGGUGCUUAUUCGAGAGCAGCGUUACUUUAUUAUACAAUUAGGCAGUGAAUAUACUUGGGUCACUGUAAUCAGAUGACGAAAUGAUAGGUUUAUGUCAAACCAAAUUACUAUCUAGGCCUAGAUAGUGUAAACACAGCUUUACGUAACUAUGCAUGUUACAAA